ACAUUUUCUGAGUAUUUCUUGCUUUUAUUUGAUGUUAUAAUUAUUUUUUAUGCAUUUGCUAAUAGGGUAAAUGUUUUAUGUUUUAUUUAAUUGCUAUUUGCCUUUCUGAAUCUGUGUGAGACCAUACUUAGUGUGAUGAGAGAGAAUACUGCCAGAGAUUUUCUCAUGCCUUUCGGCUAGCAUUAUUUUCUGGAUUGCAAGCUUAUGUCAAGAAGCAAAUCAUAAUGUAGGCAGUAUACUGCAAUUAUGUCUCGUUCAGUCCGUGCCCUGACCACGCCUGCCAUCUUUUUUUUUUUUUUAAUUUAUCUUCCAUUUUUGUUGCUCUUCCUCCCUUUUCUACCACCUAAACGCAGCUUAGAUAUCCACAUCUAAUUUUUUCAACAUAGCCUCCCUAUCUGACAUGUCUCCAAUUUUUUUUUUUUUUUUUAAUUCUCCAACCGGUUUUGUGGAUUUAAGAAAAGGGUAGGUAGGGAAAAGAGAGGAGAGGGUGUGAUUCGUCCUGGAGCAAGAGAGAACUUACAGUGUUUUUGUAUGUCAGGCUAGAAUUGAAUAAUGUAAAGUUGGUACUCAAGUUUAUUGAAUGACUGCUGGUAAUCAUAUCACGUGCUGAAAACUGUCGCCAAGUUUGCAGUUCAAAGGUCUUUCGUACCAAAGUUAUGCGGUUUGGCGGCUCACUUGUGAUUCAUUCCCUGGUUUCCUUUGUAUUUAUCCUCAGACGUGUAAUCAGUGAGUGCUAGUCACGCCGCUGCUCUGACAGAAUUUCUUCCAGUAUAAAAUAUUUUCGAUAUGUUCAGUGUGUCAUGUUUUACUUAUUUGCAUAUGAAAUCUGUCUGGCAGGUGUGUUAAUAACGUAAAAAUGAGUUUCGGUUUGCAAAUCACCAUAGCCUUUACAAUACCACUAUGCGAAAUAUUAAUGAUAUAGACAACUAACGGAAAUAGUGCUUUGAGAGGCAAUCUAGCAGCUCUGUUCUUUGAUGAUGGUUUUUUUGGCGUGGUGCCAAGUAACUCCCGGAGCGAGAAUGUUUAUUUCUUUCGGAUGUAUUUUGUAAUCGAAAAUACUCUCAUUCAUCAUCGAAAAACAAUCGUCCUUGAAAAAAUAAGGAAAAUAUGUCAUUUGCCUUCACAUUACCCAGGACAAGAAAAGAACAAAAGAAUUGUUUGGCAAAGGCUUUAUAUGAUAAUGUGGCCGAAGCUCCAGAUGAAUUGGCCUUUCGGAAAGGUGACAUACUGACCGUCUUGGAGCAGAAUACUAACAGUCUGGAAGGAUGGUGGUUGUGUUCCUUGCGAGGCAGGCAAGGUAUCGUGCCUGGGAACCGUCUGAGACUGCUUCCCGGCAUGUAUGAUCCAACAGGUCUCGGCAAUGCUGGGACAAACUGCAUAACAGAUGCGUCUCAUGCAAUGAGGAGAAGUUGGGCCUCUAACCCAAACAAGGUAGUCACACCUCAGAAAAUAGGAGCUGUAUAUUUGUAUGACAUACCAUCUGGUGCAAAAUUAAGUGAAAGAAAUGAACAGUCUAAAUCUUCAUCACCAGUAUCCCGCUACCCUAUGCAAGGAUGCGUAACAGGAAGCUAUGAUACUCCUCCAAGCUCAAAACCAGUUCGAGUGGAAGCUUAUGAUGAACCUAGAUCACAUCCUUGCAGAUCACCUGUUCCUGCUCUUUCAGUUUACGAUUCUCCAAAAUCUAAUGCACCUGUUACAACAAAUGGGCAGCUAGUCCAUGAUUAUGAUAUACCUAAUUCAGAUCAAAUAAGCACAUAUGAUGUACCACGCUCUGCUGAAAAAGAUAUAGGGAAUAGCAUUUCCCACAUUAUUACUAUUGCAGAUAAUUAUGAUGUUCCUGCAUCUGCUUAUAAGAACAGCCCUCCAACUUAUGAUGGCAGAGCAUUUAGCCGUUCAAGUGGAGAUACAUCUGGCAGUUCAUCUUUUCGAUCCCCUUCAGGUAGUCAUUCCAGCAUUGAGACACUUUCCUUGUCUAGUGUUGGUGGGUCAAACCGUUCCAGCUUGGAACAACAUCCUGGUGAUUUGUAUGACAUUCCACCUGAACCGCAGCCUAUAAAUGACGCACGACUGGCACAUCAGCUACGCACUGCAGGUACCAAUGUGCCUUACCAGAGCAGCUUAGCUCAAGAAACUUACGAUAUACCUACAAACAAUAUGCCAACGCAGUUCUAUGAUACUCCUACUAAACCAGUCAAAGCUCAAAUUGUUGCUGAUGGUGUUUAUGAUGUACCACCUCAAGCAAUGCGAGAUAGUAGCCCAGUACCUAGAACAGACAUUGUUGAUUCACUUAGUCAAAUUUCACUAGCAAGCUCUGACCUUCCUGAUGGUAAAAAUGCAGAUGUUUUACCUGAAUGCUCAGAACUUUUAUUAGACCGCGAAGCUGCUGUUGAACUUCUAAUGAAAUAUCAACAUGAAGUUCAAAGUUCUAUAUCAAAAUUGUUCAGUUUUGUCAGUACAACUUGGCGAAAAUAUGAAAGUAUGGAUGCCAAAUUAAGUGAAAUUAAGACAACCUGUCAUAAACUACAGAGUUCACUAAUUGAACUAUAUAAUUUUGCACAAGGAGCUUUAGCCAAUUCUACUCAUGCUGCUGACAAAUCUCUUUGUUUUAAGUUAAAUAAACUAGUGAUGCCAAUAAAGGAGUCUUGUGCCACUGUCAAAAAAUGUGUUCAAGCUUUAGAUGAGAAAGGAUGGAUUGCAGCAAAACUUGCCCAUUCAGAUGAUUCAUAUGCUCCUGAUGAACUUGACAUGUUAGUUGCAUGUGCUCGAAAUCUUGUAGAAGAUGUACGUCAAGUGGCUUCCUUAAUACAAGGAAAUUCCACACUUCUGUUCAAGAAUCAAACUUCUUUGGCAGAAAAAUCAAAACCUCCUGUUGCUCCCAAACCUAUUCUGAAAGUAAAACCAUCGCCUUCUGCUAAACCUGCUGCCAAAUUGCAGGAGAGACCAUUGCCUCCUACACCAGCAAAUUUACUGAAAACGCAGAUCAGUAGUGGUGAAUAUUUCAAUGAAUAUGAUUAUGUUAAUCUGGAAUCGAAAGAAACAGUAGAGAAAGAAAAUGAAUCAAUAAAAGCUGUCUUGCCUAAAGACAUGUGCCAGUCCUUUGAUGAACUUGUGAAGCAGUCAGAAAUUCCUGUUGUUAGUCAUUCUGAAAAUGUUCCUGAGAUUGUAACUCCGGAAAAAACUGUUUCACCUUUAGACCAAAAAGAUGUGCAGCUUCUUAUGUUUUAUGGUGUGCAGAUAGAAACACAUAUCAUGCAUUUAACUAAUGCCAUUGAUGCCUUUUUGAUGACUAUAAAAAACAACCAACCUCCCAAAGUAUUUGUAGGACAUAGUAAAUUUAUAGUAAUUGGUGCUCACAAAUUAGUGUACAUUGGCGAUAGUGUGCAUCGAAAUCUUAAUAAUCCUGAAUUAAAAACUCGGAUCAUGCAUAAUUCCAAUAGCUUAUGUGACUCUUUAAAGACUUUAGUAAAUAACACGAAGAAAGCUGCCACAGAGUUUCCAUCUGUAAUUGCUGUACAGGAAAUGGUUGAUAGUGUUGUUGAUGUUUCACAUUUGGCUAAUGACCUUAAAAUGUCAAUAAUACAGGCAUCAAAAUCAUAAAAAAUACCAGAAUUAAUUUAGUGUGGCAAAUUUUUGUAUUUUUGGGGGGCCAACAACGUAAUUUGAUCAUUGAAAAAAGUGUAAAGCUUUUCACUUUCAUUUGAAGUGCACAGUUAACUUAUCUUGCUUUAAAAAUAUCUUUGAAUUUUUUGUAUAGUUAAAAGGAACUGCUAGUUUCUUACCUGUUGUAUUCCUAAAUGUCAUUAUAUUCAGCAGCUUAUUAAUCUUAUUAUAAGACAAAAUUUAUGGUAUGAUAGGUGCUAUGAGUUAGCCUUGCUAGGUGAGCCGGUUCUCCCAGACGAAUUAAUUCUUUUAAUGAUAUCCUUCUGUAUAUAUUCAAAGUUGAGACACUGUGCAUCCAUAUGUUAAUUUCUUUAAAAAGUAUUUAUAUUUAUUUCACAUAGGAAAUAUUUGUGCCGUGUAUUUUCAUAUUAAAUUUGUUUGUUAAUUUUGUUAAGAAUUUUUUGUUUUUAUUUGUUUAUCUAAAACUAUUUUGAUUUUUUUUCCAUCAAGGUUGUUUUGGCUGUGCAUUCACUAUUAUAAUUUUAAAAGUUAUUAUUAGCUAAUUUUUAUAUGAAGACAAUUUGCAUCUGCCUGUGUAUAUAUUCAUUCAUAUAGUUCACAUUUGCUAUAAUGACCACUUAUUGUAGCAAACAUCAGCUAUAUUAAUUUUCAAGAAUUCAUUGCUAAGAAAAUUGCCUCACCAUUUCUGUCAUAAAGUUGACUGAUGUUAUAAUGAUCCUUUAUGGCCCAGCAGGAAAGAAUGCUAUAUCAAAUAGUUAUUGCAUUGAAUGAGAAAGAUGAAUAGGCUUUUUCUUAUCUAUUGUUAUAUUGACAGUCACGUGUAAUCAAUUCAUAAUAUUAAAUAUAGUUUUUCAGAACAUUGGCAAUCAUAUAUAUAUAUAAAGAACUAGUUAAAUUGGGUAAUUUUUGGUACUUAAUAAUUUUCUUUCUUUUCCUAGGAGAUAAUCUAAGAACUCUUCUAAUAAAACUGCUUCCUAUAUACAUAUUUAUAAGCUCCCUGAAGUACACUUUGAGUAACAUAAACUGUUCAAAAUUUCAUUGUCAUUAGCUACUUUGCUCUUCCCAUAUCAGGAUAGAAAUUAAUUUCCUGCAGUAAUCUUCAUUAUUUUCAAAAAUAAGUAGAUAAAAGUCUGUAAUAAUUGUGCAAAGUUAUGCACUUUUUAAGAGUUAAUAUUAAUUGCGAACUGAUGAUGGUGAUGACAUAAUAUAAUUAUCAUAAAACUCGAAAAUAAUAAAUAUAUCCUGUAUUAUUAUUUUCUCGUUUCCUGUAAUGUUUUUGUCUUCACUGCGAAUAAUUCCUAAUUUUCCCACCAACUAGAAACAUUAAAUUUUAGGUUUAUUUAACAAUAUAUAUGAAAUAUGGUAACAAAAGAAAUUUAAUAGUAUCCCUUAGUGCAAUAUUUUAAAAUAUAUAUUUAAAGUAACAUUCUUGCUUGAUAAACAACAGUAUGAGUAUAAUGGACUUUGAUGCUAUUAUAAAUAUUUUUAAAUCAUUUUAUUAUUAAUUAAUUUAAAAACUAUUCUUUAAUUUCAUGUAAGACUUAAAUCAUUGACUCACAAGAAAAUAAUAAUAAUUAAAAGACAGGCAUCAAAAAGAUGAAUUUUUUAGUGCUUCUCUUGACUUUGUAUAUGUCAUUUAAUGCAUGUUUUUAAAAAUCUGUUAAUUUUUUUCAAUUUCAUUAUGUAUGCUCAUUCUGUUAGUUUCAUUAACUCAUAUUCUUCAUGGCUUUUAGUGUUAUAUCUAAAUGAUUUUGUUAAGUAUAUUAAUGUAAAAUAUUUCUUCCCCUCAAAAUGUUCAUUCAAUGAAAUCUUGAAGGAAACUGCAGAGUUCUGAAAUCUCUCAACUUUUUUUUGAGGGGGGGAGCUCUAUUUUUUUAAAUUACUUUAGUAACUUUAUCUUAACAACAAAAUAUUUGUAAUUUAUUGUAAUGCAUGAACUAUUGAACAAGUUUCUAGAAGUAUCUAUUUUGUUGUGAAGUUAGAAAACAUUCUAGUCUCUUUGUUUUUAAUGUUAUCAAUUUAAUAAUGUUUUAAUAUUGUAUCAAUGAAAAGGAUUAAAUUUUUUUAUGUUAGACAUAUUCUAGUUAAGAAGAAGGGGAAUUCUUUCUUAAAUUUGAUUUAAUUUUAUUUAUUUCUGUUUCUUUUUUAAAAAAGAUUGUAGAUUGAUAAGCAAAAGUAGCUGCUAAUGCAUUGCUAACCAACAGUCAUCUGAUAAUAUAAAAUACUGACAUAACACUAAGCAAAUCUGGAAUGACAUUUAUGUUAGGAGCUGAUAAAUUGACAGAAAUAAUUUGACAGAAGCUUAAAAUUAAAAUAAAUACUUAUUGGUAUUUGGCAUUCAGGCAUAAUAUAGUAUUUAGAAGUAAUUUAUUUAAAUAUAUUGAAAAGUUAUCCUUCAGUUAAUAGUUUUAAUGUUAAUGAUUAAACUCUUCAUAAAACCAAAAUGGUCAAAGCUAAAACAAGUACAUUACAUAGUUAAAUAUUUGUUGUGUUAUAGUGUGUAGUAUGUAUGAGAAUCUUGUGAUUUUUUGCCACUUAUCACAGUAAUUGUGAUUAAAACAGAACUUUUAUUAGCUGCCCAUUCUUAUUAUAAACUUUACUCUGUAUAAGCACUUUGAUAAAAUAUACCUAAAUGCGAUUUUUAUAGUAUGCUUAAAUUGCUGUCUUAGAAUGAAAUAGUAUUAAACUCUGUGUGUCAGAUC
This is a messenger RNA of Stegodyphus dumicola, 6323 nucleotides long. RefSeq names its product Serine_rich_CAS and FAT-like_CAS_C domain-containing protein p130CAS (gene p130CAS). Gene Ontology annotation, molecular function: protein binding. Gene Ontology annotation, biological process: cell surface receptor protein tyrosine kinase signaling pathway; cell migration. The record is from RefSeq and is a predicted model, not a curated record. Gene Ontology annotation, cellular component: cytoplasm; plasma membrane. Lineage: Eukaryota; Metazoa; Arthropoda; Arachnida; Araneae; Eresidae.